Molecule: messenger RNA, 1116 nt
Organism: Teleopsis dalmanni
Lineage: Eukaryota; Metazoa; Arthropoda; Insecta; Diptera; Diopsidae
Product: methylenetetrahydrofolate reductase
Exons: 4
Coding region: 103-1116 (337 amino acids)
Biological process (GO): tetrahydrofolate interconversion
Cellular component (GO): cytosol
Molecular function (GO): FAD binding; methylenetetrahydrofolate reductase [NAD(P)H] activity
Source: RefSeq, a predicted model, not a curated record
GGUGCUGGGACUUCAUUCAAAGUCCGCAACGCAUUCAGUUAACACGAAAAACCAGUGUCUGCGUAAAAUAAAAAGUACUGAACUAAUCAACUAAAAACAACAAUGUCUACACAACCAACGCUUACCAACACUGGUACCGGUGCUCACUAUUUGGGCGGUAGCUUGAACGAGACUGCUGGUAACUAUCCUGGAGUGAACAUAACUUUUAGUUCUAUGCAAAUCGCACCCAAGGAAAGAAAACUGAGUGAAUUGAUUGUGGAGAAAACGGCUAAUAAGGAAUUUUUCUAUGGCAUCGAGUUGGCAGCUCGUCCAUACAACAACACUGAGCCACUGACUUUAGAUUACAACAGUUUUGGUCUGCUAAUGCCACUUUUCACAUCACUCAUUUGGCUUGGUCAAGAUUAUUACAGUGUGGAUCCCAUACAAGAUGUGGAGUCUGUACGAUUUGCCAGAAAAUUAACUCCACAAACCGUAGUCCUGCCGCAUUUCACCUGCUACCGCACCGAUCGUCAACGUCUGGAAGAUUUUUUGGCUUUAAAUUUUUCAAAUGUGUUGGCUUUGCGUGGGGAUCAAGUGAGCAGCGAUCAAGAAUUCCGGUAUGCGACUCAGUUGGUGGCGCAGAUAAGAGAAAUACGUGGAAAUAAUAUAUCAAUAGGAGUUGGGGGCUAUCCAGAAGGCCACCCCGAUUGUCCAACAAUUGAGGAAGAUAUACAGCAUCUCAAAGAAAAGGUGAAUGCAGGUGCGGAUUUUAUAAUCACUCAACUUUGCUUCUCGGCGGAAACUAUAAUUAAUUUCAUUAAAAAUUGUCGGGAAAAUGACAUCAACGUUCCUAUCAUCGUCGGUAUUUAUUCUCCAGAAAACUAUCGUACCCUAAUACGUUUAAUGGAGAUAACUAAAGUUACAAUGUCUUCCGAACAAGUUGCUGAGUAUAGACAACAUAGACACAAUCCAACAAAAUUUCAGGAGUUUGCAGUACAGAAGACUUUAGAAAUGAUCACGGAAAUAUUCGAUAGCGAUAUUGGCGUUUAUGGCUUGCAAUUUUUUUCACUUAAUAAAUUUAAUAAUAUUAAAGCAAUUUUACAAGAAAUGAAUGCAUUGGAAAAUAGAAUUGAAUGA